AUGCCUCGACAUAAACGCCAGCGGCCUUCCUGGCUUCCGAAUUGGGUACCGUACAAAGAUGGCAGAAUCCUAGGGCUUGCCAGGCAGACCAAUUUGGCUUGGAUAUCGGCAAUACUGGCCUUGUCAUUCUUUUCGAUGACAGUUUCGUAUGCGACAGAGAAGAGCAAGUUCACGAGUGUUAAAUUUGUUCACUCUUCCCGGUCAAACACCAUUCUAGUUCUUCGAGUGUUAUCCGAGAUAACGAGUGUUUUCCUCGGAGCAACCAUCUACUCGACAUUCGAGGUGGUCCAGUGGCUCCUAAUUUCAAGACCGGAUGGCAUUCGAUUUCCCCAGUUUCUCGCACUGCAGUCCAGCACGUCUCAACUCGGCCUUAUUUGUUUGGUAUUUGGGAGAGGUCUACCCGCUAAUCAAUGGCCAAUGAAGCCACGAGUGAUGAGCUUGAUACGACUCGUUGCGGAGGUGUCAAUCCCAGUGAUAGCAGUUUUGAUCAUGAUAACUCACUCACGGCUUCUAGGUAACGUGAAUACAUACCCGGCAUACAUUCCAAUAGCGAGCACGAUGCAGGAAUACGCGUUUGGUAUGCAGCCCUUCAACGCGAGCGUCGCCUCGCAACUCGGGGUCAUGGAAGAUCUACUUUUCAACAUCAAUUAUGUCACCUUUUUGAGCAAUCCUCUUCACUCAAUCGACCAGUCUCCUCACUCAGACGAUUGUAGCAGAGGGAUAGCCGUAUUCAGCAACCACAGCUGCACCCGUCGAGUUUUGAUGACCCAAGAAUACCAGAUGGUCGAUGCCAAUCUCCACCUCACCAAAGAUCAAGAUUCCGAGGUCGUUCUGUCGAAGAAUCAGCAAAUCUACGAACUAGAAUACCAUGACAAUAUCCAGGUCUCUGAUGAAAAUCUAGAAUGCAACAAAAUACACUCUGGCCCCGCUUACUACAAUAUAUGCACCCGAAACGCAGAUGAUGGAUGGGUACAAGCGGCUCUAAUAGCUUGCCCUGCGGACUUGGUCGUAAUCGGAAAAUGUGUGCAAGACCGGAGCUGGGAGUCUGAUGCAGGAUACACGACCUCUCUGCGACCCUCAUUUCUGAACGCCACGGUUUCUUACGACCGCCGUAUUGGCUCAAUCCUAGAUCACAAAGCUGAAUCAGAGCCCAUACCCACAUAUAUCGAUGCCUCCGACUUACUCAGAGCAAUGACAGUCAUCCUGAAUACCACAAUUCCUUCCCAAGUCGCCGCCGACUGGAAUCCCAUCCUUGGACCGCCGUCCCAUUUCUUCGGUCGCCUUAUCGCCGGGCAUAUGUACCGCAUCAGCAAGGUCAUGGAAAACACUCCCUCGGCGCGGGUCAAGGGUGUCAACGCUCUUCAAUCCAUCAUCGCCAUGUCACUAUUCUACUGCCAAAACGGGAUCCUCGCGCAAACUGUUCUUCCCUUUGCCCCCAACGCCAACACCACUACCACUACCACUACCACCAACGCAAGGCCGAAUUUCCACGAAGGCGCUUUCGAGGGACAAGAUAAAACAUCCCUUAUUGCGCUUGCAGAGACUCGGUAUCGAGUGCAAGUCGGGCGCGCGACAUUAUUCGCAUACGUUGUGCUUUCCGGUCUCGCGUUGACGAUUUGCAUCAUCGCAUUGGUAAUUGGGAGUAUUUGCGAAUUAAUCAAGUUCGAUGCGGAGCCGACGCUCUGGCCGGCGUUGGACUUCUGGACGCAGUGUAGAGUCGAGGAUAAGAAUGGCGCGUUGGUGCAGGCUCAGAAGAGGGCGGAUUUGGCGUGGACGCAGGGACAGGAUUUGUUUAAGGAGUUGGAGGGGCUGAAGGUUACGAGGCGGAAGAGGAAGACUAGAGAUGGGAUGGACUGGAGGGUGGAGAAUGACGCACCAGCUCAUGGAUUCCAAUUCUAA
Lindgomyces ingoldianus is the source of this 1899-nucleotide messenger RNA. RefSeq lists its product as uncharacterized. NCBI's taxonomy places the organism in Eukaryota, Fungi, Ascomycota, Dothideomycetes, Pleosporales, Lindgomycetaceae. The transcript is spliced from 4 exons. The coding region runs from base 1 to 1899 and encodes 632 amino acids. The record is from RefSeq and is a predicted model, not a curated record.